Molecule: messenger RNA, 2085 nt
Organism: Aspergillus melleus
Lineage: Eukaryota; Fungi; Ascomycota; Eurotiomycetes; Eurotiales; Aspergillaceae
Product: CeGAL family transcription factor
Exons: 6
Coding region: 1-2085 (694 amino acids)
Biological process (GO): DNA-templated transcription
Molecular function (GO): zinc ion binding; DNA binding
Source: RefSeq, a predicted model, not a curated record
AUGAACCCGACCUCGGAUGCCGCCGUGCCAACCCCGACGGGGGCCAUUCGCACAGAUUCCCGAAGGAAGGCCUCGGGGACUAUCGCGAAAAGAGCUACGGCUCAACAGUGCAGUCUGUCGCACCCAUGUAAGGCCUGCGUUUCCAUGGGCUUUGAUUGUACCUUCUUCCAACCACAGAAGAAACGGGGUCCAACCGGACAUCGCGUAUCGCAAAUCCGACAGCAGCAAACCCAUCUGCCGGCCAAAAGCCCGCGGCCUCAAACCGACCCUCAAUCGUUUCCCGCCCCCGCCUUUCCCUAUCCACCGGAGGCGCCGUUGCCGCAGGGAGAACAGCUCGGCGCGGUUCCUCCCAUGCAGGAGGCCGCGCCGUGGCAUAUGUCCGCUGAACCUCAUCAUCUGCCCGUCGACCUUGCGCCGGCCCAUGCCCCUCCUUCCAUUGCCACCGGAUGGGGCGCAGAUGCCUCCUCGGUUGAUUCUCGUAGCAAUAGCGGAAUCAGCUGGAAUGAGAGAAACGAUGUCGAGUAUUGGCUGCCCGAUAAUCUGGAUGGCCAGAUGCCAAUCUUUGAUUUCCCGGGUAGUAAUAUCUACCUCAAGACGUCCCUGCCGUCCAUCAUACAAACCGAAUCGGCGGACCCGGCGCGGAUACCUCAACCCGUCGAAGCUUCGAAUCUCCCCGUGUCGAGCGUUGGGGCCCCUCACGCCGAAUCGAGUGGACUGAAGACCAUAUGGCCCCCUUCCAUUGUCGAAGCAAACAUGAUACCAUGGAUCGACGUCUACUUUGACCGCUUGCAUCCGACCUUGCCCGUCCUAAAUCGAUCGUCCCUAUUCGUCCGAAUGUUGUCGCAGGAGCAUCGGAGGAACCCGCAGUUUGGUUCGAUGUUAUUGUCGCUGUGUGCCUUUUCUUUAACCCAGCCAAUUGAGAUUGAUGAACGCCCCACAUCCCAAUCCCGCGCCGGUCAGGCUAGAUUGAUGAUGAACGAAGCCACCAAGAUGCGGAGCUGCUCUGAUUUUGGGGAGCAUCCGACUAUCGAGGCUGUCCUAACGAGCUUUUUCCUCUUUGGCUGUCUCUUCGGCAGCAACCAGCAUAAUGCGGCGUGGCUCCGCUUACGAGAGGCUCUUGAUCUUGCCGCUACCUUGGGGCUCAACAACCCCGACUCAUAUAGGGAGCUUUCUAGUGAAGAGAAGGGUCAACGUUUGCGAACAUACCUUGUCUUAUCCAUCACAGAGAGAGCCUAUGCACUGCAACGCAGACAUCCUAUAACCUUCUGGGGAAAGCCAGGGUUUAGUAUGCGCUCGGUUCACGAUUUCAUCCACAGCGCAACGCAUAGCCUGGUAUCGGGUAUCAUUGUUCACAAUGAAAAGGACGCCAAAGGCAUGAUGGGGUUGGCCCGUUUGAUGGAAUUAUUUGAUGCGGUUGAUGAGGAUGUUGUUGAUUGCUGGAAUCGACGAUGCAGCAUAAAUGCUGGAUACUGCGACAGGCUUACCGAGGCGAAGGCCUUAGCCAUCCACCAAAACCUCAGUCGUGUCAGUGAAUCGGAGCGAUAUAAGGGGUACGACUGGUUUGAGCGCAGCAAGUCCGCUUCAGGUGGCUCUCGCGGGGCCUAUCCGGCCAUGGGUCUGCGGGAGACCCAGUGCGCCGAUGUCUUUAUCACCAAAAAGUGGCUCCAAAAUCGUGUAUGGGUUCUAUGCUCUGCGCAUGGUCUUUUGAAGCCCACGUCAGAUCACGAAGAACUCUGUUUCACCUCCAUGGAGGCACAUGGAAUAGGCCUUGUCGAAAAACUGUACGAUAUCGCCAUUAGUGCCAUCGGUGUAUCGCCCAACGCUCGGUCCCCCGGAGGAGAUGGAUUCGUUCUCGGUCCCGCCGUUGAGAAUGCGUCUGGCUCUGGAGUAUCGUCUACAAAUCUGACAGGAUCGAUGUCGCAAUCUCCACGUGCCGCCCCGCUAUCACAUUCCCUGGCCGAGGAUUUCUUAUUGCUGCUUGGCAGUCUUCGGGGCGGCAACCACCCAUUCUUGGAAAAGUACAAGACGUUCUUGGGUACUUCGCAUACAGACGACAAAUCAAACGCGAGCUGGACUCCCCAAUAA